CACAAUUCCGUCCUUCUUACAGUUCUCGUAGAGCAGUACACGAACUACGAUGUGGCUCCCAACGAUUUGUGGGUCAUGCGCGGAAGCACGGCUGUCCUGCGCUGCGUCAUAAACCCACAUUACGUCACAGAGUACGUCAAAGUUAUUGGCUGGGCACGGGGUGAUAUGGAACUAUAUUCAGGUAAAAAAAAAAAAAAUUAUAAUACAACCCUGUUAAAUAAAAUUGUUCUACCUUAGCUUUAGAAAUAUGGUUAGUAAGGAAAUAGUCUGGGGGGGGUGAUUGGGUGAAUUACUCCCACUUAUUAUUAGUAUUAGAACUCUCCUUUAUUAAAAGAUUAAUUUUUUCUACUUAAUCUUUACGAAAAUCUAAAUUAGCUCUUGUUAAUUUAUGACGUGUUAAAAAGAACAGACAGGAGUCAGGAGUGAAUAAUCGUAAGGCCUGGUGGUGAUGAUAUAUAAAUUUAAGUCUUUGAUUUUCAGAUGGAAGAGUCAGUAUUUUACAAGAUGGUACGCUACACAUCAGAAAUGUGCAAGAUGAAGAUACAAGUCUAUCGGCACUCUACACUUGCGUAACACGCAAUGUUUUGACAGGUGAAAACAGAACAAGUAAAGGAGCAUCUUUACGUCUGCAUGGUAAGCUAUUCAGUAUUCUAUUAUUACCCUAUUGCCUAUUGGUUAAAAAAAUUAUGACUUAAGCCUGGAGUAGCCGAUGCCUAUGCUAUGUAAUAUAAGAGUGGAUUUAAAAUUGAAAGUAGCCAUGUCAAUACUUUUCUGGUGACUUUUUUUAGUUUUCUCCUCUCAUUCAUACUCAUUUGUAAAUACUAAGUAGGCUACUUUAAACUCCUUGGUAUGGUACAUACAUGUCAAAGUCAAAACUAAACAACACCAAACCAAUUCAAUACUCCAAAUAAAAAUUAUUUAAAAAUUGAUUUCAAACUGAGGAACUCCUUAUUUCAACUUACUAGUUUGAUGCAUUGUUCAUUGUCAUUAAUUGAUAUCAAUUUCAAUUAUAUUCAAUUAUCUAAAAUAGCUAGGCCCUGCCUCUAUAUUUAUAGAAAAAUAUGGAAUGAUAUUGAUAUGGUCAAUAUGGUUAUGUUAUGAUAUAGUAAUUAUUUCUGUAAAAGUUAGGUAAUUUAAAAAAAUAUGUUAUUUGAAACAAAUGCUUAGAAUAACUUCUAGUAAUCAUUGCAAGUCUCAAAAACGUAAUUAAUUAAUGUGUUUCCAGAACCACCUGCUGGUGGUGAGCCACCUAAAAUUGACCCCCUCACCUCUGCCACUAUAAGCCAAGGAGACACCAUUGAGCUGCCAUGUGUAGCCAGCCAGGCCUAUCCACUACCAAGGUUCACAUGGAAGAAAGACAGUAUAUCACUGGCCAUUGAUGGCUGGAGAUUGGCACAGCGUGGAGGCAACCUCUUCAUCAGAAAUGCAACAGUUAACGACAGCGGAGAGUACACUUGCACUGGCAUCAACAGCCAUUCCCAGGACUCUGAAACAAUCCAGCUAACAGUUACUUGUAAGCUUAACAUGCAUUAUAUGACACUGUCUGAAAUAAAACGUGUAAAUCUGGAGAUAUAGAUUUGUAUGAUAUAAUUUAUGUGUCAUGGAAAUAGUAACCAAUAUAGAGAAUUUCUAAAUUUUUUCCUAUUGUGUAGUUAUAAAGUUACUUGUUAGCUUCAAAUUUAUUUUAUUUAGUUGUGGCUAAGUAUUCAUACUAAGCAGAGAUACACAUCAAUAAAUAGAUAAUUACAAAAGGCUCCAACAAAGGAAUUUUUUUAUAUGAUUUAGUCAAGAUUUAAAACUGAACUCAGGGUUUUAUAUUUUCAGCCCCUCUUUCAGUGCUAAUAGAUCCGCCUGAACAAAUAGUGGACGCAGGUCAUACUGCUAUCUUCAACUGUACCACAUAUGGUCACCCCAUCAAUUCUUUCUCCUGGUUUAAAAAUGGCAGACCGCUGGUUGUAAGCAAGCGUGUGUACAUUGAGGCCAACGCCACAUUGGUAGUAAAGGAAGUUGGAAGGGCUGACCAGGGAAUGUAUCAGUGUUUUGUUGGAAAUGACAGAGAUUCAGCUCAAGGAGCUGGUCAGUUAUCGUUAGGUGGUAAGUACCAGCUUCAAAUAUUUAAGUCAUAGGUGUUAAAAGAUCAUGUAGGUAGGUUGUUGUUUUUUUUUUCCAUUAAAUUCAUAUUAAUUAUAAUGUAAUACCCUUCAUUUUAUUUUUCCCCAAAGAAAAAAAUGCAAUUGUGUUAACUGUAUAAAACUCUCAAUCAAUAGCCUUUUUUGUGUGUCAGGCAUUGGAGAGUUAAGGCAAAGAUCCCAGGAGUACCAUUCAUGGAUUAUUUUUUGUUAAGUUAUUCUGAAGUGCACAGAAGCCAGCACUGCAUAACUGAAUCAUUGGAUUAUUGAAUAUUAAAAUCUUUUGUUCUGUUGCAUGAUCAAGUCAAUUUAGAAUUAGUCAUAGGAGUCAACACAAAUGCUUAUUGAUUUACCUUGAAAAUAUUGAUUAGGGGGAUUAUAAUUGAUAUGAUAAUGAAAUGCAAGCUUGAAUUGUUUUCAAGGGUGUAUUGCAUCUCAAGUCUUUUUUUUCCUUUCUAUUUUAAAAAAAAAAUAGCCGCACAACCUCUUGUGCUAGAUGGUUUCCAAGAGCAGUUUGUUCAGACGGGUCAAAAAGUCACCAUGCACUGUCGAUUCUCCGGCAACCCUAUUCCACUGGUAAAGAAAUUAUUCAUAUUGUUGUGGCUGUAAUUUCUAAGGCUUGUAUUCUAUAACUGGGCAUGAUGCUUUUCUUUAUAGUCCUAGAGAGGCCCAUUUAAUGGUAGGAUAUCUCCAAUUGGAUAAUUGAUUGUGAUUACACAUUUUUGGCUAGUUAGACCGAACCUCAAUUUCUAUUGCAGGUCAGCUGGUCACUGGAUGGAGCUGACCUCCCCUUGGACCCAGCCAUCGCUUGGAACAGUUUCAUCACCAUGGAGGGGGACAUCAUGAGCUAUGUCAACAUAAGUCGUGUGGAGGUGGCUUUAGGAGGAGAAUACACCUGCUACGGGGCCAGUAAAGUCGGACUGGCCAAACACACCAACAGGCUCAAUGUUUACGGUAGGUGGCUCAGAUGAAAUUCUCAGUGACUUAAUCUUUGUUUAACCUUAGGCCCAUUUCUCAGUCUCUCUUCUGAUCUAGUCAAUAAUUUUAUGAGAUUAUCAAUACACCUUAAAAUAGCAGUUCUCAACCUGUGGGUCACGACCCCUUUGCGGGUUGAACGACCCUUACAGAGGGGUCGCCUAAGACCAUCAGAAAACACAUAUUUAUGAAGUUGCAAUCAAAAUAAUUUAAUCUUUGAAGCUCACCACAACAUGAGAAACCGUAUUAUAGGGUCGCAGCAUUAGUAAGGUUGAGACCCACUGCCUUAGAAGGUAUUCAGGUGCACUGAAACUUGUUUAUUCACCCAACAGCGAAUGUAACUUUAUAUUUCUGUUUUUGCAUGCAGCACGAUUAUUAAUUCUGUGAUGUAUUUCUGUAUUGGCAUAUAUCAUACUUCAUUUAUUCUAUGAUGUAUUGUACCUUAUUCAAUUGGUGUGGCCAGGUAAGCAAUCUAUAAAGCUGAUGUAACAUAAUAUUUUUUUCAUAAUCUGUAUUGUCAGGGAAUCCAUUUAUCAAGCCAAUGCCUAAUGUGACAGCAACGGCUAGUAAGGAUUUAUCAUUGCGGUGCUAUGUGUCUGGCUAUCCCCUUGAUUCUAUUCAAUGGAACAAAGGUGAGAAAUAUUUUUAAAUCAAAUGGAUAUAUAAUUUAAAACAAAUAUAAACCACUGCUCUAAAAUAUGUGAGAAAUAAAAAUGUGCUUUGAAAUAUCAUUUCAGCCCACAGAAGCUUGAAAAAUUAUGGACUAUUUAAACUUUAUGCCUUCUUUAAUCAUUACUGAAAUCAUGAACCAGGAUUAAUUAAUCUUGUUAACUGCAUUUUUUUAAAAAUGACAUUUUAAUUUUUUUGAUGUUUUAAAUCUUGAGCAGUUUCUAUUAUGUUGAGAGUUGAAUGGAUCUUCCAAAGGAAAAAAUCUCAAAAUGUAUAUCUCACACAUUUAACGUUACUUUUUUAACACCAUGCUGCCAUGAUUUGACCAGGUUCAGCUCAGUUGCCCAUCAACCACAGACAAAGCGUCCUUGCCAAUGGAACUCUGCUGAUAAGACAUGUCCAAAGAGAGGACUCUGGCCAGUAUACCUGCGUGGCUCGGAACAGGGAACGACAGGGGAUGGAGCGCAGCAUGCAUAUUGCUGUAGUGGGUGCGUGCAGCUUGAGAUAUCUUCAUUAAUAACUUAUGCUCACAUUGUGGAGUUUACAGUUGCUUAAUUAAUAUUAAUAAUUUUGAAAAUCAGACACUUGAAAAUAUUUCUUGUUUCUUUUGACAAUUAAUGUUUGACAAAGUGUUUGCCUUUGUGUAUUUGAAAAAUUGAAGUCAUCAUGUUAUUUUAAGACUUGAUCAAUCUAUUAAAUUUGUAGCUUGUUUUUGUUUGUGGUUUAAAAGAUAAAAAUAAUUAACUUUUUUUUGUUUGUUUAAAAAUAAUUCAGAACCUCCCGUGAUUGACCCAUUCCACUUCCGGCAACGUAAGCAAGGGGACAGAAUCCUGGUAACUUGUGCCAUAAUCAGCGGUGAUCUCCCCAUCACCAUUCAGUGGGAGAAAGAUGGAAGAGUCAUUCCACAGGACCUAGGGAUAAGGAUACAGGUUGGUGAAAUAUAGGAUAUAUUCUAAGCCAGGUAUUCAUUCUCAUUGCAUAAAAUUAUGUUAGCUCCACAAAUUAGUGAUUGAAAAUUACAUUUUUUAAAAUAUUAUUUGUUACUUUUUUUUAAAAAGUCAAUUUUUUCCUUAGCAACUGGGGGAUUAUUCGAUCUUGUCAAUCAAUGGAGCUACACCCAAACAUGAUGGAAACUACACAUGUUAUGUCAGUAAUGCAGCAGCUUCUGUCAAUUACACAGCUUCAUUACACAUUGAUGGUAUGUUUGUAUUUUAAAAAAAAGCUUAAAUCAACAUUACCUUAUGAGGACUAUGAUAUCAUUUCAAAUAAUUUUUUUCUCAGGAAAGUUUUCUCUACCUGUAGAUUAAGCUGAAAUAUGAUCAUAGAAAUUGAAAUAAAAUAUACAGUAAUUCAAUGGUAUAUUUUAAUUAAUAGUUUUCCACUCAGAUAUAAUCUUAGUGAAAUUUCCUAAUAAUUCUUUAGAAUAUUUUAUUUUUGUGAUUGAACAAAAAAAAUCACACUUUGGAUUAAAUGUAUUGUAACUUUUUUUUUUUUUUUUUUGCCUUGUGAAGUCCCUCCACGCUGGGUGAUGGAGCCAGAAGAUUCCUUUGUCAUCCUGCACGAGUCUGUGCAGCUGGACUGCCAGGCAGACGGUACGCCGGACCCCCAGGUGGUGUGGAAGAAAGCCGAGGGCCUGACUCCCGGCAACUACCAGCGAUUGACCUUUGACUCCACCCAGGACCACCGUGUGCUGUACCACAAUGGAACUCUGGUCAUCAAUAACGCCAGAGAAGAAGACCACGGCUACUACCUGUGCCACGCCAGCAACGGAGUCGGGUUUGACAUCAGUAAAGUCAUUCACCUCAACGUUCACAGUAAGUGAAGUAGUCUGCCAGCGAUUGGCCCAUGAUAGGGGUCUAAACAAGGCUCUUGGAUCAUUGAAAGAUAUUGAAUUUGAAUGUUUAAAGAAUUUUGACUAAAAUCAAAUCUUCAGAAUUUGAGUUUUGACACACUGCAUGUUUCCGAUCUUUCACAAAUGAGGAAAAAUUUAUAUUUAAAUCAGCUUAUUAACAAGAUAAAAUAUAGGAACAAUUGUAAUUGUGCAAAGAGGAUAUUAUUAAAUUGAAAUUAUUUCAGUAGAUACAUAAGCCUUAGUGUUUCUUUGUAACUGAACUAAAAAAAUCUUUGGGGGGCAAAAAAGUUAUUUCAAGUCUUUGUAUCUUUCAGUCCCUGCACGCUUCAAUGAGCCACGCCACAACUACACUGUAAUGAAAGGUCAGAGUAUCACAAUGGAAUGCCAGGCAGUGGGAGACAAACCUCUCUCCAUUUCCUGGAGUUUCCAAGGCACACCUAUCAGCACAUCGGCGACCAAUGAAAGGUAACACAUUGAAACCCAAACAACUGACACCCUUAACUCUUCCUCGUAUGUGAACUCUUUUUGUUGUGUGCAGAUAAAUUGGGUUUUCAAAACCAGGUUGUAAUGGCCUAGUGGCAACGAACUGGCUUAGAUAUAAUGAGUCUUUACUUUGGCUUUUCAAAACCAGGUGGUAAUGGCCUAGUGACAAUGAGCUGACUUAGAUAUAAUAAGACUUUAUUUUGUUUCACUUGUCAUCUAUCUUUAUUACAUCCUUUAUAUUAACUUCGCUUUUGUUCGUCUGUUUUUUUUGUUUAAGGAAAAAUCUUCGUCUGUGUUUUGGGUGCGGAGAUUUGUUGAUGCCACAUGCUUUGUAUUUGUGGCUUAUUUGGGCAUGCAGUAUAAAUAAAAUUAUUUUUGAAGGGGAAAAUGAAGGAAAUACGAAAUGUGUUUUCACCAGAAGUUUACCCAUUAACUAACCGCUUCUUAAUGAAUGAUCAAUCAUGCACAAUGACAUACAUGCAAACGAAAAUGCCUUUAAAGGAUUUAUACCAAAAACCUUUGUUUUAAGGGGGUUGUUUGAUUUUUGUUAUUUUUCUGCAUCAAAGUCAAAACAAAACUUUCUAUUUCCAUCUUUAAAGAAAAAGUUGAGAGUUAUCUACAUUUGUUGAUAAAUAUCCAUUUGAUUAGUGAUGUUCAAUGUUGUUUAUAAUUAAGUAAAUAGUGGAACAGGUUUUGUUCAGGCUUGAGGGGGAAAAAAAAGGGACCAAUUAAAAGAACAUUUUGGCUAAACACCUCCUUCAGCAGACGAUGCAAAACAAGAAAAAAACAAUUAUUUGAAAUAGGAAAACUUAAGUGCUCCCCAGAUCACAAAGCAGCUCUCUCAGUCUCUGAAGUGGGACCUUUAUUUUCCCCCCAUGCCUGUCAACUAAAACCUUUGUAAUAUUUGACAUUUCAUUGCUCAUUUAAUUUCUUUUCCCAUUUAUUCUAAAAACAAAUACAAGCAUUUGGCAUCAGUUUUUGACAUUGAAACAAAUUGUUGACCAUUUCUCCUUCAACUGUAAAAUUUCAUGCUGCUGUGUGACCCGUUGUUUGUUUCGUCAGUUAUAGUGAGAUUAGCAAUUUAUUGAUAUACAUUUAGAAAGUAAAAUCAUAACUUAACACUUCUUACAUUGCAUGUCAGGUCCAAGGUAGAGUCCCAGUCCACGCCCCGAGGCAAGUUGUCACAGCUCAUACUGUCACCCACGACAAGGGAAGAUUCGGGAUUUUACACCUGUAAUGCCAAAAAUAACUUCGGAAAUGGUGUAUUGGUGAACUACCUGGUUGUGCAUGGUAAGUCUUUUGUGUUCAUUUGACAUUACAAAAUUUUUUUUCCUGGUCUCUGGUGGUAGAUUUGUAGUGCUUACUUGGGGGUUGUGGGGGGUGGGGGGGUGGGGGGGAUGUUUUAAUCUGCUCUUUGAGUUUUUUCCUUUAGAAAAAUUCACAAAACUGUUACAUUAUUUGUUGAUCUGUAUCACCAUUACCUGAAAGCUUGGUUUUAAUGCAAUGUGAAUAUUGCUGUACUGGCAGCUAUGUAGUACAAUUGUGUCCUCAUUCAAAAUGUUAAACAUUUUUAAAUUCUAUAUGCCUGACUGAAUAGCCAAUGAAGAUGAUAUAUAGCUUAGCUAUUUCCUGUUAACAACUUAAGCCCUGCUAUUCCAAUUAUUAUCUCCCAUAACUAGAACCCCCAGAGCCUCCGAGUAAAGUGACGGUCACCAACAUCACAAGCCGAAGUGUCAUGGUCACCUGGGAGACACCAUUUGACGGCAACAGUCCAAUCAUUGGGUACACUGUCCAGUACAAGAACAAUACAGGUAUCAGUGAGUUCUAUUUUAUGAUUAGGUCACUUUUCUCAUUUCUCGUGAUGUCCAGAAAGAAAGGUGCUGAAAAUUGGAUAUCACCAAUAAAGGAUUACAAUUCUUUGAUAUUUUAUCCUUUUAACUACAUCUAAAAAAACAAAAAAUUAAAUUAUUACCAGUGAGAAAGUUCAAAGAUGUGAUCUAGUAGUUUAAUCAUGCUUGCUACCCUACAUGAAUGGUUUUUCUUCAAAAUUUCUUGUACUCCCUGCUUCAUAUCACUUUUCAAGGAAGAUCUAAUAUGUUUAAAUUAACAUAAAUUAAAAUUAACCAAUAAAUCUGAUUUUGUAAAAUAAAAUUCCUUUUUAACUGAAAAUGUUUGACAUUUAAAUGCAAAGACAAACCCACACUCAGAUUUGUCGUAGAUCCUCACUGGGAAUGAGUAAAAUAAAUUGUCUUGUUGCUGUUGCAGACAUAUGGCAGGGCAUGCUACCCAACAUGACGGUGACCCAGUCCAGACAGCAGGCCAUCCUGGACAACCUGCUGCCGUCCUUCACAUACCACAUCCGAGUCCUUGCCAACAACUCUGUGGGUUACAGUGAGCCCAGUGAGAUUGUGGAGGCCACAUUGGAGGAAGAAGGUAACAUGGGAACCACACACUGCAGGCUUAGAACAGAAUGUUUUAAAGAACACUUUUUACUGUUUAUAUGUUGUUGAAAGUGGCCAGGGAUGUGUGUGUGUAUGUUUUUUUAAGCUGACUGUCCACUAGAACUCAGUUCAUAGGUGUCAACUCAGUGCUUAGGUGUCAACUCAGUUCAUGGGUGUCAACUCAGUUCAUGAGUGUCAACUCAGUUCAUGGGUGUCAACUCAGUUCAUGGGUGUCAACUCAGUUCAUGGGUGUCAACUCAGUUCAUAGGUGUCAACUCAGUUCAUGGGUGUCAACUCAGUUCAUAGGUGUCAACUCAGUUCAUAGGUGUCGACUCAGGGCUUAUGUCUCAACUCAUUGCUUAAGAACAGUAAAAUGUUACUUCCCAUUGUUGUAGCCUUUUAUAAUUUUUUGUAUGUUUAUCAUUUCAGCUCCGACUGGACCUCCAGACAGAGUGACAGUUCAAGCUGUUGGAUCUCAGGCUUUGAAAGUCAUGUGGGAGGUAAGGGAUGGUGGGGUGUAAGGGACAGUGCGGUGUAAGGGACAGUGGGGUGUAAAGGACAGUGGAGUGUAAGGGACAGUGGGGUGAAAGGAAUAGUGCUGUGUAAAACUAGGGACAGUGGAGCGUAAGGGAAAGUGGGGUGUAAGGAACAGUGGGGUGAAAGGAACAGUGGGGUGUAAAACUAGGGACAGUGGGUGGUAAAAUGGGGUAGAUGGGGGUGUUAGGUGUUGGGUCAGUGUUGGGUAAGGCAGUACAAAGAUUGAAUCAUUUUAUGCUGACUCAACUACCAGACACCAAUGUCAAUGUAUUUUUUAAUUCUUGUUUAUGCAGUCUUGUUUCUGGCAAUAAGAAAUAUUAUGUUUUGAUAUUUAAACCCUGUCUGUUUUGCACACGUACAUCACAGUUUAUGAUAACGCUGAGAUUAACAUUUAUUGUUUUAGAUUAACAUGUCCUAAAAAAUUACAAAAUCCUUUAAUUAAAAGUCUGAUAGAUCAUGUUUAUAAUUGCAAUGAAUAAGUCAGUCGAUACCUUGUAAGAGAAGAGCCUGCUUUAUUUUUAUUUUUUGUAAAACUUACUCUCUCCAGCCUCCCGUCAUUGGUUUUCAAAAUGGCAAGAUCUUGGGCUACUACAUUGGGUACAAGGAGACCCAGAGCCCCGCACAGUUCAUCUACCAGACCCAUGAGGUGCAGGACAGCACAGACCCCACCAAGGUACUCACUGAGCACACCAUCGGCAAGCUCAAGAAGUUCACACAGUACACGGUGCAUGUCAAGGCCUACAACAUCAAGGGCAUCAGCCCAGCCUCUGUCAAUCUGAAUGUCUUCACACUGGAGGAUGGUAGGUGGUGGCAUGUUUCAUGUGUUGUUUCACACUGGAGGGUGGUAGGGUGAUGACAUGUGUGAUGUGUUGUAGAACACUGGAGAACGGUAUCUUGUUUAAUCCUGUGAAACAAGAUGCUUAAAACAACCUUAGCCCCUAGAGAGCAACCCGUAUGAAAUGUUCAAACUCAAUCUGUUUGCAUGAAACUUAGGUAGGAGUUGCUCCCCAUCUAUGAUUGGGCUGUUGUUUAUCCUGGAUAUCUGUGUUAUCAAUAUUGUUUCCUCAGUCCCCAGCCAGCCCCCGGAGGGAGUUCAGGCGACGCCGCUGAGCUCAGAGAGCAUCAAAGUGGCCUGGUCCCCGCCACCUCUGUUCACCCUUCACGGAAUUCUGCAGGGCUACAAGAUACUGUACAAGCCUGUGAGACUUGACGAGGGUAGGUGCCUCAACUUGUCUGUCUGUUCCUCAACGACCAUGCUAGUGCAGUUAAUUCAUUUAACAAAUCAGCAAUUUGAAUCUCAGCUGUAGCAGGAAACUUCAACUUAUGGAAGCAAUGUUAGGUCUACAAUUGUAGUAUUAAACUAAUUUUUUAAAGAUGUAUUUCAAUAUUGUAAAACAUGCCAGUUUUUUUUUUAAAUGUCCAGAAAUGGGAAUGUUACUAAGAAAUGAUGAGUGUUCUCUGAAAUAAUUUUUUAUAAUUUUUCUUUCUUUUAAAAAAGAAACAAAUUUUAACCCUCUUAUUUGUUUGAAUAAUUAAUUAUAAGGAUGAUGAUACAAAUUUGUUUUCGUGGGCUGGUGAUCAUCAUCCAGAUCUAGUAGGCAGUAGUAAAGUGGCCUUACCCGCUGGUGAUAAGGAGAAUGUCAUCAAUCUGCCCCAAGGCUUGCACAGAAUAAAUGUAGUUUGAUGUCAUGUAUGGAACUUAAAAAAAAAUAAUUCAUCCUCAUUGGUAUUAAUCCUGUUCAAACAUUUAUGGUCUUCAGAUGAAAGUGAUGCCAAUUUCCAGACGUCCAGCCAGUUGGAGAUCGUCUUGUUCUCCCUGGAGAAGUUUACCAACUACAGCAUCCAGGUGCUGGCUUACACAAGGAAAGGAGAGGGAGUCCGUAGCACCCCUGUCUAUGUCAGGACACGAGAAGAUGGUAGGGUUUAUUUCUUUGAGCAAGCCUAAUACAGUUCUGACAGUUAAAAACAAUACACAUGGAAUCACUUUCUUAAGUUAUCUUGAAGUAGACUCAUUAUAUCAUUUGUCUGUGCAUUGUUAUUCUGAUGUAGACACCAUUGUGGCUUGUCUAUCUUGAUGUUAACCAACCAUAGCACUUGUCUAUGUCAUCUUAAAGUAGACACAUCAUUGCUCUUGUCUAUAUUAUUCUGAAGUAAACUCACCAUAGCAGUUUGAUGUAGUUUCAUCCUCCGUUCUCCUCCAGUACCCGAUUCUCCUGCCAGCAUCAAAGCCCUGGCUACAAACGACAGCGCCAUCAUGGUCUCCUGGACACAGCCUGCAAGCCCCAACGGCAUCAUCACCAAAUACACUCUGUACUUCAAUAACCAGAGCUCUCCUGAGGUAAAUGAUUGGCUCUUGACCUAUUAAAAUUGCUUACUUAAAAUAGAUGAAACAAAAUAUCAGAUAUUUUUUAAUAAAGGUUGCCCCUCUUUAGGAUAGACUGUUUGGAUGUGAUGGCCACAUUGUACUAUGCAUUUAGGAAGGCACUGUAUUACUGAAUAAAAAAUAUUAAAACAACUUUUAUAAAAAAUGCUUUCUAUCAAAGAAGAGUUUAAUUUGCGCUUAAAAGUAGAAAAUAAAUAAAUAACUUCUCAAAGUGCCUCACACCAAGUAAGUCGUGCAGAAGUUUAAGAGAGCAGUCUAUUAAGCCAAAGUACUGGAAUUAAAUGCAGUGGUAACACAAUUAUGCUGUCUAAUGAUUGCAUGAGUUAUUUCAAAGCAAAGCAUCAUGAAGUUGUCAGGGUUUUUUUUAAUGGCAUUUCAGGUAGAAGAUGUCAUCAUUGAGCUGCCACCAAAUGUGACCUACUACAUGAUGGGAGGUCUCCUGCGUGGGGUGGAUUACGCCUUCAGGGCAUCCGCUUCCACCGUCAUGGGGGAGGGGAAAAGUACCAAGUACAUCGGUGCCAGCACUUUGGUUGUUGGUGAGUCUCUGGGACUUGAAAGAGAUUUUGGAAAGGAUGGGCUAGUAAGCUAGUUGGCACUGGUCAGUGUGCCUUAGUUGUUUGGACAACACUGACUUAUCUUAUUUAUUUUUUCAUAAGAGGUGGUUGCAAAUGUAGGGGAAUGCAUGGUAUGUAUUAUUUUCAUUAAUGAAAUUUAUUUUACUAUUAUAUUAAGGGUAUGCACUACUUUCACCAAUAUUAAAAUUUAUUUCACUAUUAUUUUAGGGGUAAACAUCGUUUUCAUCAGUGAUAUUUAUUUUACUAUUAUAUUGGAUGGGGCAUUGCACUGUAUUUCAUUCUUGUUGAAUAAACUUGAUUGUUUCUCACUCUGCGCUCAGCUCCCGCUAGAAUCGCCAGCUUUUCUGACAUCCUGACAGUCUCCUGGCAUGAAGAUGUCAUUCUGCCUUGUCUCACGGUUGGCAAGCCUCGGCCAACCAUACAGUGGAGGCUAAGGUAAGGAAGUCAUGGCAUUCAGCUUGAAAUUUACCUUGGUUAAAUUUUUAACAAUAUUUUUAAAAAUAGGUAUGAGCAAGAUGUUUCAUCUCUCUGAUGUCCCAUCUGUAUCCAAUGUCCCAUCUUGAAAGUCCCACCUCUAUUUAUAUACUUGAUAAUAAUAAAUAUAAAAAUGACGACAUUUAGCACAGGUGUUCUUUAACCUAGAGGCCCUGCACAACUUGGUGGGCAAGCGUGUCUUAAACUGAAACAAAUUUCAGGGUCUAGUUUUGUAUUAAAUUCAGCCAUGACAAGUGCUAGAAAUUGAAAAAUAAAAAAUAAAAAACGAACCUGGCUUUAUCUGAGCAUGAUUCAAAAUUGAGUUUUCAAACUUGACAUUGCUGUAAUUUUUUGUGACAGGAACCAGCCCAUCACCAAUUCUGAAAGGAUCAGCGUGACAGAAGAUGGGUCCCUGCACAUCACAUCUGUGACAGGGACUGACGCAGCCAACUAUACGUGCUAUGCUGAGAACCCUCACGGCAGUAGCCAGAUAGCAUACACUUUACGUGUCCAAGGUAAAAAUAGUCUCAUUUGUUUUUAGUGCAGCCCCUAAUUCCUAGUGCAUUAUGGUUAAUUAUGUGUAUAAUUAUGACAUUAAGCUACUGGUGUAUGUCACUCUAUAUCGUCUACAUUUAAACUGGGUAUAUUCAGAAUAGUUUGAUAAUUCACUUCAUUUCUUUUCUUACAGUUGGUGAUCAUAAGGGAAGUAAGUAAAAUAUUUCUUUUACAUUUGGCAAAAACUAAUUUAAAUUAAUUAUUACAUGUGAUAUUUUAAAUGGAGACAUUAGCAGGACAUUUAUUUUAGUAGGAUGGGUAAAUAACAUCUAGGUCCUAUGUGUGGUUAAACAUGUGCUAGGACAAUUGUACAUAUGAGAUGUGGAUCAUGUGGUUAAGUCAGUUGGGAUGCAUGUGCCCUUUACCACCUGCACUCUAAAGUGUGACCCUUGACUUAGGCCCUUAUUUCCUGUCGCUAAACCUCAGACCUUUAACUUUUCAGUUGUAAAAUUUUUACUCAUGCAGCUUUUCAAUAAAGAUGUGUGGUAAGACAGGAUCUGAGUGCCCUUUAACCUGUGACCUUUUACCCAUGUAGGCAGAGUUUUACUUUAUCAUUAAGUCUAUGGAUGCAGGGAUUUGAAUCAAUCUUUCCCUUGCUUUCCCCAGCUCCUCCGCACCCCCCUCACCUCUAUCUGGUGCUCACCACAACAACGACCAUACAGGUCAACUGGUUGUCAGGAAGCAACGGGGGCAGCCCAAUCCAAGGUGAGAUGAAAGUUUUAUUUAACAUUUUUUUAAAUGUUUGUUUCAUCGCUCAGCACGAUGGCUUAUAAAAAUCUGAUGUUUUCACAUAAGCCCUACAUGCUCAUUACAAUGCCCCCCCUCCCUUAAACAAAUUUAAUAAACUUAUUAUAAAUGAAUUUGUUCACUGAUCAUUUUACUUAAAAACUGAGUUAAUUUUAACUUUCAUUUAAUCUAUUAAGAAAAAUGUGUUUUUUUAGUGAAUCCUUGAAUUUGAUACAACCUGCUACCAGUUACCUACAUUACUGAGAUGCUGUAAGUCCUAGCAUAGAUUGGAACGGAGUUUCAAGUGCUGAUGGUGUGUUUAAAUAAUCUCAUGCAUUAUAUCACAUUCAGGAUUUGUACUGAACUACAAAAAGGAACACAACGGUUGGAAGCCGCUGUCCUUAGGGCCACAGAACAGAACUUUCAUUGCCAACAAUCUGAUGUGUGGGACCCAGUACAAGUUCACAAUACGAGCAUUCAACAAACUUGGUGACAGUCUCGAUUCUGAGACAGUGACAGCAAGGACCAAUGGUUCAGGUAAGUUGGGAUCUGGAUCUGUCUCAAAGCAGAUCUUUGUCAUAUGGGGAUGUGUUACUUUAACUGAGUUUAACAUUUUUAGAAAGUCUGCCCAUUAUCUGUUUGUCCUAUGUCUGAACUCAAAUUGUGUUCUUCUUACAGCUCCAAUAAUUUCACCACAAAGCAUGUUGUUGGCUGCUGUGAAUGCGACCUCUGUGACCCUUGACCUGAAUUCCUGGCAGACAUCCGGCUGCCCAAUCAGAUUCUUCUCAGUCAAGUACCACGUGUGGGGUGACGAGACGUGGCACUUAGUGAACAACAACAUCGCGCCAAACACGGUUCGCAUAUUUUAACUUGUUUUGCCGGAGUAAACAUUUUGCUAAAACUGUGCUGUCAACCCCUCUAGUGCCAUGUUGGUGAAAAAUUAGAGAUAGUGUUAUUGGAUUUCUGAUGGAGAUCUCCCAUGUUUAGUGCUGGAGAAUUUCACGACAACUGACAAAAGACCAUUUUCACCUACCAAUAUUUUUAAGUGAUUUCCUCAAAUUAUUCAUGUUUUUAUAUUUUCAACCUUUUCACUGAAGUUUUAGCUUCACAAUAGCGUUAAUAGUUUUAAAUUGCCAAUGUCCAGCGAUUUAAUAAUCUCAUUCAUGUGACCCCACCCAGACCUUGUUUGUGGUCCAAGACCUGUUUCCUGCCACAUGGUACAUCAUGGAUGUUGUGGCGCACAGUGAUGCGGGGUCUACAACUAGUCAGCUCAAGUUUGCCACACUGACAUUUGCUGGGAGUGAGUUUUGAAAGAAAUAUUUGUUUUUGUCUUAAGUUCAAGAUUGAGACCAUAAUCAUUUUAAUAUCUUAUUGAACUGCUCAAGUUAAACUAACAUUUUGUCUUAAGUUCAAGAUUGAGACCAUAAUCAUUUUAAUAUCUUAUUGAACUGCUCAAGUUAAACUAACAUUUUGCAUGACUACAUGAAAGCAUGAAUCCAUUUGAAGUCUGGAAUAUUUAUUUAAAAAUAAGCAUUAGCUGAUGAUCUUCAUGUUUAUAUAUACAUUUAUCUCAUUAAUCUUUUUUAAACCUAGGUACAAUCAAGCCACUUAAGGUCCUUCACAAACAGGAAGUGGAGUUCUACGAAAAGGUCUACCUGAUGGUCCCAAUAUGUGCGGCAGUUGUGUUUCUCUUCUCUGUUGCAGUGGCCAUGUUUUUGUUCUGCCGUCGUCGAAAGGACAGGCUCAGAUAUAAAGGUGACCUAUCUUUGAUCUCAUGGGCUCAGUUUAAACAAUGGUAAACGUCAAUAAUUUGGAAAAUAAAAAUUGUCUGCGGGGACUAAACAUUUAGCAUUAAUGUAUAAUGAUGCUUGAUCUAAUGAUAUGAAUUGGUUUAAUUUAAUAACCUGUUUCAUUCCUGGCCUAUGCAUUUGUUUUUUGCCAAAAGUGUCUUUACCCUUUCAAAAAAUUAUACUUUUCAGAACAUGCCGCCAACUUGCGCAGGGAUAUCACAGCAGAGACCUCCCUCAUGAAUGACCUUGACAAAAGGCUGAACACCGAACUGGACAGCAGCAGUAGCAGCACGCUCCCCGAGCACAUCAGCAAGCAGCGUAAUGCCAACCUGCUGAUCUCCCUGCAGAGUGAUGAUAACCUACCUGGCAACAGCAGUGCCUGGCUCAUUGAUGGCAGCAACAAGACGACCAGCGACAACGGGAGCUUUGGGCGUUCUGGUGGGUUACCACAAUUGUUUUUUUAAACUGAUAUAAGCCUAAGGCUUCUGCUGCCACCUGUAAUAUAUCAAGUAACUAUUUUCAAGCAUUCAUUCUUAACUCUAAUAUUUGAAUCUUACUAUUCCUAUAUUUUUUAUUGGGGUGCUAAAAGUUAAAUUGAAUACGUUUCAGAAGAUGAAGGAAACAUCAACCCAUACGCCACGUACAAUGAAAUCAAACAAUCCCUGAACCCUGAAAUCAGAACUACCAUCGCCUUGAAGGGAGCCGCUGUGCCCAAAUCAUCAUCUGAGGAGGAUGACAUAGCCAUGCAGAAGGCAGCUGCCAGGCGAGAGGUCAGUUCCCCAUGGAGAGCUCUUGGCUGCUAUUGUGUGUCUUUAAGCUUUAACUUCACACAUUGUGACCGAUGUGUGCCAGUAAAAAUAAACUUUAACUAAAACAUAAUGAUUUGCUCUAGCAUAUCCAAUAGUUAACUCUCUCGUCAAUUUAUAUAUGUAUAUAUGGUAUAUGUUUGUUUACUUGGUAUCCACAGAUGGAAGAUUACCAGUCCAAACAGUCCACACAAUCCACCACAUCAACCCCAUCUGAGCCGUACGUUCCGUUUUUCCAUUCAAAGAGAGAGAAGCAGGCCAAGUAUGCCAAGAAACAGCCUCCACCUCCCCUCCCUGCACCUAGGCGAGCUCAGAAAGAUGCAGCCACUAAGGAGGGCUAUGAUAACCAGGGUGAGUUGGGUCAUCUGAAGGGCUAUGAUAACCAGGGUGAGUUUGGUCAUCUGGAGGGCUAUGAUAACCAGGGUGAGUUGGGUCAUCUGGAGGGCUAUGAUAACCAGGGUGAGUUGGGUCAUCUGGAGGGCUAUGAUAACCAGGGUGAGUUUGGUCAUCUGGAGGGCUAUGAUAACCAGGGUGAGUUUGGUCAUCUAAAGGGCUAUGAUAACCAGGGUGGGUUGGGUCAUCUAAAGGGCUAUGAUAACCAGGGUGAGUUGGGUCAUCUGAAGGGCUAUGAUAACCAGGGUGAGUUUGGUCAUCUAAAGGGCUCUGAUAACCAGGGUGAGUUGGGUCAUCUGGAGGGCUAUGAUAACCAGGGUGAGUUGGGUCAUCUAAAGGGCUAUGAUAACCAGGGUGAGUUUGGUCAUCUGGAGAGCUAUGAUAACCAGGGUGAGUUGGGUCAUCUGGAGGGCUAUGAUAACCAGGGUGAGUUUGGUCAUCUGGAGGGCUAUGAUAACCAGGGUGAGUUUGGUCAUCUGGAGGGCUAUGAUAACCAGGGUGAGUUGGGUCAUCUAAAGGGCUAUGAUAACCAGGGUGAGUUUGGUCAUCUAAAGGGCUUUGAUAACCAGGGUGAGUUUGGUCAUCUAAAGGGCUAUGAUAACCAGGGUGAGUUUGGUCAUCUGGAGGGCUAUGAUAACCAGGGUGAGUUGGGUCAUCUGGAGGGAUAUUAUAAUCAGGAUGAGCUCAGUCACUAAGGAGGGGUAUGAUAAGUAUGAUGACUUCGAGGGACAUGAUAACCUGAAAGCUUGAGAAUGGUGGCUUUAAGUGGUGCCCAUAAUUUUAACAAGGGGAGAGAAUGCAAUCACAUUAGAAAAAUGGACAUGAGCGAAACAUAGUAUGGGAAAACCUAAAAAAAAGAAUGCUACAAAACAACGAAAGUGUCGGCAAGAAGCCUUCAUCAGCUAACAAACAGUUAAUUUCUUAAAUUUUAGAAUCCCUGCAAUACAAAGAUAUAAUUAUAAUGCAGGAUUUAAAUGGCAAUAUCAAUAGUCUUAUGUCAUUGGUCACCCAACUGGGUUCUGCAUCCACAUCUGCAUAAACCCUAGUGUAUAUAAUCAGGCCUACUUCUAACCUACUCUUUUAUCAUUCAGUUAUUUUGAUAUGUAUAUCAUUCAACAUUUUUCUCCCAUCUGCCAGGUGUCAUCCUCAGCCCUCGACGUUAUGCCAGUGCCGAUCAGAUUCAUGCGCUGUUCUCCCAACCUUCACGGCCGCACAGCAGCAUGAAAUCUGGCUCGGAAUCCACAGAUAAAGGUACUAUUUUCAAAGCAGUUAUAUUUGUAGUUGACACAAUUGCCUGCAUCACUGAAUGGCUGGCCUGACCUACUAAGCCAAGAGGAAACAGUAACCUAAUUAUUCAACAGAUGCAUUCUGCAAAUAAGUGCAAUCCCUGUAUUCAUGCCAAAGCUCUGAUUGUUUCCUAAUGCUUUCUGUCUCUGUGCUAAGGCUUUAAAAUAUUUAAUCAACCUGUUCAAAAUAUUUUUGGAGUCAUUACUUCUGGUCUCAUUUAACUGCUCAUCAGAUUUUUAAAACAUAUAAAUAAAUAUAAAUGGAUUGAAAUGCGAAUCAAAUUUUUAAUGGCCAAUGAAUGCCAUUUGGAGCAGAAACAUGGGAAACAACUCCAAGCAUUACACAGAAAGUACAGGCAUUCAUAAACACAUGCUUUAGAAAGAUCCUGAACAUCAAAUGGCCAAAUACCAUCAACAACAAAGAUCUACUAGAAAGUACUUACCAGGGGCUCAUUAAUGAAGACAUCAUAAAGAAAAGAUGGAGGUGGAUAAGGCAUACUCUUUAGAAAACCCCAGAUAGCAUCACCAGAAAGUGUCUAACAUGGAAUCCACAGGGAAAAAGAAAGGGAGGAAGGCCUAAGAAUACAUGGAGACGUGAGCUAGAGGCAGACAAGCAAAAUAUGUGAUAUACCUGGAAGCAAUAGGAAAGGAAAGCACAGGACCGUGAUGAAUGGAAAAUUUUUGUGGCGGCCUAUGCCCCAGACGGGGUAGAAAGGCAUACGAAGAAGUAGAAGACAUGAUUGACCUUUUAUCUUGUUAGAUUCAACAUUGAUUUAACCUCUUCUUCAGCUUUCUACAGCAUAAAUGUGCUUGUUGAUUUCCAAUUACAAAUUCAUUCAGUUUAUUUUAAAAUUAAUUUGGCCACUAUUGGCUUAUUUGUCUUCCCACGUCAGGUUCACAGAGACACAGUCUGAUAUCCAGUGUGACCACGGUCUCCUCAAGUCGAGAUGAGCUGCUGGAGGCUCUGGAAAACGCCAAGAGAAAUCCUCCACCCCCAGUGUUGUACGAGAGUGAGAAUGAUCCUCACCCCGACGGAGGGACGGAAGGUGACCUUGACCCCGAUUCAAGCUCCCAACCCACAGACAGUUCCGUGAGUGUCUGAAAUUGAUGAAAUGUUAUCCAUGAGCUCAUCAGUGAUCUUGAUCAAUGCUAGUUUUUUUUUCUACAAUUUACUUUUGUGAUAAAUAAGUCUGUCUUCAUAAGCCCCUGUGAUAUGUUUAGUAUCAUAUGAUAAAAAGGCUAAUGGCUUGACAAGUGAAUGACAACAUUUGUUGGAAAAUCUUAACCGGUGUCAACUUUGGGUUCUCUGGAAAAAAUUUUCAUCAAAUAAAUCAAACGUAUCUACCAGAAGACAGAAUCUCUGCAUCCUCUUUAUUUGAUGCUUUUGUUAAAGAUAGCUAAAAACUAUUUUUAAGCAGAUAAUUCUACCAUAAAUUUAACCAUAUCUUGAUAGACCCGGUGGCAUUUGCCCAGUUGGCCAUUGAAUCAGGUUGUUGAACAUAAUCUUUUGGUGGCUAAAAAAAUCAAUGACAUUUUAAAAUAAAUUUACACAAAUAUUAAUAUUAUUAUUAUGCAGGUGACCACUGAGCCGGGCAUCAGAAUGUUUACUCAGUCACCCCCCAAACCAAAUGAACAAAGACAGGCAUCUUGUGAGGUGCCGCCCUAUGAGCAGCAACGUAAGUCUUCUGUCACAAAACUGCUUGAAUUUUAAAAAUGGUAUUAGUCAUGGCAUGUAAUUCAUUUGUAUGACUCCACUGCCCCCUACCAAGGCAUCUUCUUAAUAAAUCUAAUAGUUUUUUGUAGCUCAUUUUAAUCAAAUAAUAAAAUUGAAUUAGUCUUAAACUAAGUUUCAAGAGAAAUUAUUGUAAUUAUUAUUCAAUUAUUUUUUUUUAAUUAAACCGCAGGCCCGCCCACAUGGGACUAAUUAUGACAGAGUUAAUAUUUAUUUAUUCUUUUGUCAUGUGACAGAAAAACGGAGGAGACCACAACGGAUGCAGGUGGAGAGUGAUAGCAAUGAGGCACCAACCACUGCGCUCAGGCGACCACUGCCUCCAAGGAAGGUCAGACCUCGGCAUCGAGGCAAGCAGAGAGGUCAGGUGACCGGGAAGAGACCGCUUGGGACUUUCAUGCCAAGGUAAGGAUGGCUACAGAUGGUGGGCUACAGAUGGUACACUGAAAAUUGAAUCAGUUCUAGUAGGCUACAGAUGGUGGUCACUGAAAAUUGAAUCACUUCUUGUGGGCUACACAUGAUGGUCACUGAAAAUUGAAGUUUAUUUUUUCCCCAUAGCAUCAGAAAGUUUGUCUUCAUAUCCUUACUUAUAUUUACAUGGCCCUGUUGUCUAAUAGCCAGAUGUCUUUUAUUCAUCACCUGAUAAGGCAACAGUUUUCUCUCCCCUCACCUGUGCCAUACACAGGAUGGAUGCUGACCAGGGCUGAAAAAUUGGGGGGGGGGGGAUAAUUCAUUAUAUUAAACUAAAGAGGUAUUUCUAGUCUUUGGAUAUUUUUUUUUUGGUCUUCUCUAUAACUUAUUUUUUAUAUUAGCAUCUUGGUCUAUAAAAUUUUUUUUAAUACUCUUGUCAUCACAUUUCAAAGAUGUAUCUUUAUUGCUCUCUCUCUUCCACCCCCCCCCCCCCUUUUGCCAGAACCCAGAGUGGCACCAGUACUACAAGUACCAACAGUGAAGAGGUCACCUACACUUUUGGUGAGCGGGCUCAGACGCCAAGAUCCAACAGCCCAGAGAGUUUGCCCCCUUACUCUGCAGCUGUAGCAGCUGCAGUCACUGAAGGGUUUGUUGAGUUCCGCUCUGAAACUGGCCGACCUAGAAGAGGUGAGACUCCGACAGAGAGUGGGCAAUCUUUUUGGUCUCUGUACAUAUUUAAAUGACCUCUUUUUUUUUCAUAACAUUCCUAAAAUAUAUAUACCAUAUAUUUGAAUUUGUAUAUUUUUUAGUGUGGAAAAAACAUUUUAUAACAAAAACUAACCAAAUACAUUUAUUAUUUAAUUUUAAAGGAGGUCGAAGGACACCACAUGCCAGGGUCCGUUAUGAUACAAAUAUUCAGACCCCUGGCACUGAUGACCACCGUCCAUUGGUCACUUCAUUGGCUCACCCAGCGCUGGCCACAUCACCGGAGGAGGAAGAAUCUGUCAGUUUGCUGGACAGGUAA
Molecule: messenger RNA, 21238 nt
Organism: Lymnaea stagnalis (great pond snail)
Lineage: Eukaryota; Metazoa; Mollusca; Gastropoda; Lymnaeidae
Source: the annotation of a GenBank genome assembly